Messenger RNA from Perkinsus marinus ATCC 50983, 787 nucleotides. RefSeq lists its product as hypothetical. Bases 42 to 782 code for a protein of 246 amino acids. The record is from RefSeq and is a predicted model, not a curated record. The transcript is spliced from 5 exons. Lineage: Eukaryota; Perkinsozoa; Perkinsida; Perkinsidae.
CUAUGUAGUUCCUUGGUUACUAUUCCUGCUAAUUAGCGACUAUGGACUGGGUCUGUAGUCGUUUCACAUUCCGUGGUCAUCCUUUUCAUGUCGUCAACUUUGACGUAGUGGAUGACUCGGCGUUUGAUGGUGCAACCUACACUGAGGGAAUAUGUUCUCACUCAAGAUGCUCUAGGAAAUCUCAUCCUCCAGUGGAGCUCGUGGAUGGUUUACCAGAAUCUGUCUCCGAGUCCCUCGGGAGUGUCUUGUGGUUCGACGCAGCGAUCCGCUUCUUAAACUGGGCGGCGAAGUACCGAUGUAGUUACAAGGGUCUUCGAAUCCUAGGGCUCGGCGAGGGUACGGGUGUCACAUCCCUUGCUCUGGCGGCUGAUGGCGCUGCUGAGGUGUUCGUGUCGGACCUUCCUGAACUGCUGCCUCUCCUCGAAGUCAAUUGCAGCUCUGAAGUGAAUCCUCGUCUCAAAGGUCGGGCGAAAGCCUUGGCUCUGGAUUGGGUUGAUGAGGAUAGUUUUCCGGCGGAGCUCGAAGGAAGCAUUGACGUUAUCGUCUGUUGCGAGAUUCUCUACGGCAACCGUUUCGUGUGGCCGGGCCUGGUGCGCGUGCUCGAAAGAGCUUUGGCACCAGAAGGAGAAGCAAUCUUCGCAAUCACCCUUCGGAACGCUCGACACGACGUUGACGAUUUCUGUGCUCUGGCGAGAGCCGGGGGAAGACUUUGCAUCGCGAAGGAAGAGUACUUGUCGCCGGAGGUUGUGGUGGUUCGGAUCAAGCUCGGAUCAGGCCACUAACGUCA